AGUAUAUGAUAUGAGUCAGUGGUGCUGACGACAGUGGGACACUGACUGUGUCUCAGAGUCCUCUCCUCCCCUGCCAGACUGAGUUUCCCAGGCUACAUGACAGGCAGCACCUCUUUUAUUCACACAAGCAGCCCAGGAGGCUGGCCUGGUCGGGGCUGGUAGAGGGGGCAGGGCUAUGGUAUGGUAAUGUGCUCAGAGGAAGUGAGCGCAGGGUAGUGGAAUGCUGCUGAGAUUAGUAGUACUGACUGACUGCCUGGGAGUUCAGCUGGCUGAUCAAGUCUGUCAGGACAGCGCUAACCGCUAGCUGCUGAAAGCCUAUCCGGAGAUACUGAGGAUUAUUAGCAUCAGGGCCUAACCAGCGGAUGAAAACAUGCCCCAUUUCACAGUGGUACCGGUGGAGGACAGCGCUACAUCCAACUAUGACAGCCUGGAAGGAAUUAACUGGGUGGACUACAGAGACACAGGACAGGGGGGACACCCUGGACAUCUAGACACUGUCAGCUCUGAUGGCCAUGGAAAUCACAAGGAGGAUAGUCCUUUCCUCAGCAGUGCAGAUGCUGAAAGGAAGACUGAUUUCUAUGACAGGAACCUGGCCUUGUUUGAGGAGGAGUUGGACAUCCGUCCCAAGGUGUCGUCCCUCCUCAGCCGGCUGGUCAAUUACACCAACAUUACCCAGGGGGCCAGGGAGCACGAGGAGGCCGAGAACACAGAGAUGUCACUCAGGAAGGUCCCAAAGUCCCCCAACAUGGGUACCCUGAUGGGAGUCUACCUGCCCUGUCUACAGAACAUCUUUGGUGUCAUCCUGUUCCUUCGUCUAACGUGGAUCGUGGGCACAGCCGGCAUCGUCCAGUCAUUCCUCAUCGUCCUCAUGUGCUGCUCAUGUACAAUGCUCACUGCCAUAUCCAUGAGUGCCAUAGCUACAAAUGGUGUUGUCCCAGCCGGAGGGGCGUACUUCAUGAUCUCUCGUUCCCUGGGUGCUGAGUUUGGGGGGGCUGUAGGAAUCUGUUUCUACCUGGGAACAACCUUUGCUGCUGCCAUGUACAUACUAGGAGCUAUAGAGAUCUUCCUGAAAUACCUGGUUCCCCCGGCGGCCAUCUUCCACGCCAGCGACCACCAUGGGGGCGACAGUGCCAUCCUCAACAACAUGAGGGUGUACGGCACAAUCUGUCUCAGCCUCAUGGCCGUGGUGGUCUUUGUGGGGGUGAAAUACGUCAACAAGCUGGCCUCUCUCUUCCUGGCCUGUGUCAUCAUCUCUAUCGUCUCUAUCUACGCCGGGGCCAUUAAGUCUGUUUUCCAACCGCCCGACUUUUCGAUCUGUAUGUUGGGUAACAGGACACUGGUGAGAGAUCAGUUUGACGUGUGUAGUAAGACGGUUCUAGUGGGCAAUGUGACUGUACCUAGUCAGCUGUGGAGGAACUUCUGUAGCUCUGGCAACAUGAGUAGUCCUCAAUGUGACGACUACUUCAACCAGAACAACGUUACAGAGAUACAGGGAAUACCAGGACUGGCCAGCGGCAUCAUCAGAGAUAACAUGUGGGGAGACUACCUGGAGAAGGGUCAGAUCUUGGAGAAGGCAGGUCUGCCCUCAGUAGACUUCCACGGGGCUGUGGAGAGCGUCGGCCUGUACGUCUCAGCUGACAUCGCUACCUCCUUCACCCUCCUGGUGGGAAUCUUCUUUCCCUCCGCCACAGGUAUCAUGGCAGGCUCCAACAGAUCAGGAGAUCUGAAAGAUGCUCAGAAGUCCAUCCCUAUUGGAACCAUCUUGGCUAUAACCACUACUACCCUUGUCUAUUUCAGCUCUGUGGUUCUGUUUGGGGCCUGUAUUGAAGGAGCGGUCCUAAGGGACAAGUUUGGGGAUGCAGUCAGUAAGAACCUGGUUGUGGGGACUCUGUCCUGGCCCUCCCCCUGGGUCAUCGUGAUUGGCUCCUUCUUCUCCACCGUGGGGGCGGGACUACAGUCCCUGACUGGCGCUCCUCGUCUCCUACAGGCCAUCGCCAAGGACAACAUCAUCCCCUUCCUCAGGGUGUUUGGUCAUGGCAAGGCCAAUGGGGAGCCAACCUGGGCACUAUUACUGACAGGGCUCAUUGCUGAGCUGGGCAUCCUCAUAGCCUCUCUGGACAUGGUGGCCCCCAUCCUCUCCAUGUUCUUCUUGAUGUGCUAUCUGUUUGUGAACUUAGCCUGUGCUGUGCAGACUUUACUACGGACACCAAACUGGAGGCCUAGGUUUAAAUAUUACCACUGGGCUCUGUCUUUUCUGGGUAUGAGUAUGUGUCUGGCUCUGAUGUUCAUCUCCUCCUGGUAUUAUGCCAUUGUGGCCAUGUGCAUCGCUGGCAUGAUCUACAAGUACAUUGAGUACCAGGGAGCGGAGAAGGAGUGGGGAGAUGGGAUACGAGGUUUGUCCCUCAGUGCUGCGCGCUACUCUCUGCUACGGCUGGAGCAUGGACCACCUCACACUAAAAACUGGAGGCCCCAGGUCCUGGUGCUGUUGAAGCUGGAUGAGGACCUCCAUGUGAAGUAUCCCCGUCUGUUGACCUUUGUCUCCCAGCUGAAGGCAGGGAAGGGCCUGACCAUAGUGGGCUCUGUCAUCCAGGGACAGUUCCUGGACAGCUACGGAGAAACACAGGCCUCUGAACAGGCCGUAAAGAACAUGAUGGAGAUCGAGCGGGUGAAGGGUUUCUGCCAGGUGGUUGUGGCGUCCAAGGUGAGGGAGGGCAUUGCCCACCUGAUCCAGUCAUGUGGCCUGGGGGGCAUGAAGCACAACACAGUGGUGAUGGGAUGGCCCUACGGCUGGAGGCAAAGUGAAGACCCCCGCGCAUGGAAGACAUUCAUUCACACAGUCCGCUGUACCACAGCAGCCCACCUGGCUCUGAUGGUGCCCAAGAAUGUUUCCUUCUACCCCAGCAACCACGAACGCUUCACAGACGGCACCAUCGAUGUGUGGUGGAUCGUCCAUGACGGAGGAAUGCUCAUGCUGCUACCUUUCCUGCUCAAACAGCACAAGGUUUGGAGGAAGUGUAAGAUGCGUAUCUUUACUGUGGCCCAGAUGGAUGACAACAGUAUUCAGAUGAAGAAGGACCUGGCUACGUUCCUGUACCAGCUGAGAAUAGAGGCAGAGGUGGAGGUGGUGGAAAUGCAUGACAGCGACAUCUCGGCCUACACGUAUGAGAGGACUCUGAUGAUGGAGCAGAGAUCUCAGAUGCUCAGACAGAUGAGGCUGUCCAGCGCAGAGAGAGAAAGAGAGGCCCAGCUGGUAAAGGACAGACACUCUCUGAUCCGUAUGGGCAGCCUGUACUCAGACGAGGAGGAGGAGGUGGUGGAGCCUGUAGCUGAUAAGAACCAGAUGACCUGGACCAAGGAGAAGUACGAGGCAGAGAGGAGGAACAGGAACAACGCACCAGAGAACUUCAGAGAACUCAUGAGCCUCAAACCGGACCAGUCCAAUGUGCGGCGGAUGCACACAGCAGUGAAGCUGAACGAGGUGAUUGUCAACAAGUCCCAUGAUGCUCGCCUGGUGCUGCUCAACAUGCCGGGGCCGCCACGCAACACAGACGGAGAUGAGAACUAUAUGGAGUUUCUGGAGGUGCUGACAGAAGGUCUAGAGAGAGUGCUGCUGGUGAGAGGAGGAGGACGAGAGGUCAUCACUAUCUACUCCUGACCUAUCAGAAACCACUCGGGUCACAGGUCACGACACUGCCUCGAAAGGAGACAUUCCACCCCGACCACUGGGGGCACUGCAGCACCGGCAGCAGCAUUCAGCCGAUCCUCAACAUACAGUACAUACCAACUGUGCCAAUUAAUGAUGGAAUUAAGAGGACUUUUAUUGUGGUAUUUGAGGACCACAGAAAGCAAUAAUAAUUUGCCUGGCAUUUCUGCGGAAAGUAUUGCCUUCCAUGAGGACAGUAGCCUUUAAAGAUGGCAUGCUAUAAUUCCCUCAUGAAUCCCUUAUUGCCAAGGCAACUAAAGCUUGGGUCAUUCACAAACCUAUUUCUGCAAUAGGAGACCAUUAACAACUGCUACUUUUACACAUACAUCCAUCAAACAUGAAUUUUCUAUGUCGACUGAGUCAGUAUUUUUGUGUUGUUUGCAGAAAAUAAAAUAUGGUGGGCUUUCCCUCAUCAAGGAUUAGCUUGCCAGAUAGCACAGUCUUGGGUGGUCCUUAUGAAGCCAUCUGUGUAGAGUGCCAAUUUUAGUUAUUUUUUCACAACCUUUUUAUGGUUGGUGGAAUAAUAACUUUUGUUAUUUAUUUUCUUAUUUAUUUUCUCAACCUUCCCCCGAUGAGGAUAAGAUUUUUCGUAUUGUAGAUAAUGAAAUGCCAGUUGGGUAUUUAAACAGAUGGCACAGAGAGUGCUUGUAAAUGUAAAUGUGGAUUCCAGAGAUUGUUUUGAAGCAUUAUUUUACUGGAUUAUAAUUUGGAAUUGUUGAAAGAGAAGAUGUUUUAAAUCAUUGACAAUUAUACAUUACAUUUAAUCUGCUAUUUCUGUACAAAAGUCUUUAUUAUAGGCAUGAAGACUACUUACAGGGCCACCUGAACAGAGGAGCAUAUGCACACAUUUCCUUUUCUUUCCUGUAGACUGCAAGAGCUGUAAAGGCAGAGUAUUUAACUGAACUUAGCAAUAAAAUCAUGAUUCAUUUCCCUAUUCAACCAGAAUUGAACUAUCUUGACUUCAGAUAUAUCAAUGUGUUCAUAAAAUAAGAUGGUAGAAAAACAGAAAACUCAAAGCAUUAUUUACUUAAGAGAAAGGCGAAAUAAAUACGAUAUAACCUAUGAAUACAGAAUACAACAUUCCUGAGAUGACUGUAGGAGGCAUUACAGUAUGUUAACAUGUUGCAUACUGUUUCACUGUACACCCUUGUGAGGAAAUGUUACAUUAAUGUUCAUUUUAAGAUGAAAUCGUCUUUCUAUGAAACAGUGUCAUUGUGAAACUCAAGUUUGUCUGAUGGACAUCAAGAUCUGUGUCCUCAGAGAAAUAAAGAUAGUUUGUAAAUUC
Molecule: messenger RNA, 4988 nt
Organism: Oncorhynchus tshawytscha (Chinook salmon)
Lineage: Eukaryota; Metazoa; Chordata; Actinopteri; Salmoniformes; Salmonidae
Product: solute carrier family 12 member 4-like
Exons: 24
Coding region: 371-3655 (1094 amino acids)
Biological process (GO): chloride ion homeostasis; chemical synaptic transmission; potassium ion homeostasis
Cellular component (GO): membrane
Molecular function (GO): potassium:chloride symporter activity
Source: RefSeq, a predicted model, not a curated record